This is a messenger RNA of Hymenoscyphus albidus, 3957 nucleotides long. Lineage: Eukaryota; Fungi; Ascomycota; Leotiomycetes; Helotiales; Helotiaceae. The record is from the annotation of a GenBank genome assembly.
CCAGACUCAAGGAGCAACCAAGACAGCCAGUGGUCCCUACGUUUCCUCUGUCAGCACCAGAAACAUUUCGAGACUCAGAUUCCAAUCGAUUUAGUGAUUCAAUCAACCAACCUAUGUGAAAUCUUACAUGAUCCUGUACAUCCGAGUCCCACCGUCCCUGUCGAGUAUCCGACUAUUUGUACCUAGGUAUCUUCAGCACCACCGUGUCAACAACACCAAGCCUGAACAGCAUCUCCAGCUUCAGCCCCUGCCUGGCCUCUUGCACAUCCAUUGAGCGAACCUGCCAGACCCAGGCUUCGGAGACGCACGGAAAAUGAUCUCGUUACGGGAAAAAUGUCGCCCCAAACACCAAGUACUCAUUCUGAAAUGCUAUCCCAGAACGACCAAAGGCGCAGUGGAUGUCAAGCCCAAUUCCAGCGAGCUCAGCUACCUCCUUUACUAUGCGACCACGCGACGGAGCAAGGUGCAGAAGGUCGGUGCCUUUCUGGAGAAGAAGACAGCUAGCGAUGUUUGGCGGGCAAGAAUAGGGUAUGUCCGGACAGGAAAUGUUGCUUUCAUAACCAAUCGUCGUGGACUUGCUGACCGGUUUGAUAUAUAGAAAUGUUCAAGUCACCUUACAAAUCCUAGAGGGAAUGAUCGAGAAAGCUCCCCGAGACCUCCCAUUGUACGCCAACUAUGUUCUCAAGAUACUUGUCAUUAUAUUGCGCUCGCGCGACAUUACCAUGGUGGAAUCCUCUCUCCCGACGUUCAAAGCAUUCUGCGAUCACCACGAUGGUGCCUCUCUUUCGGCUGACCAGGAAUACCUGCGCCAAUAUGAGGAAAUAGUGAAAUUAUACUCCUCCUUUGCAUCGCCAAACCCACCACUGACGAAGCCUCCAAUCAGUGAGCCAGUCGCAAUACGAUGGAGAAACGUGGGUUUACAAGCAAUCAGUAGUAUUGCUUCCUCCGAAGCGUUGGCCUCGACGGCUGGGAAGCAGCUGAAUGUGAUAAUUCCCAUGGUAUUGGAAAACCUCUGGACCGACAAUGAGGAGUUUGUGGGUAUGUUGGAAACACGGGUACAGGAAGUGCAAACGGACGCAGAAAAGACAAUGCUGAAGCGGAAAGUCAGUAAUGCUACGGUGCAGACAGUCGAUACAGCUGGCGAUCACAAUGCUGCUGCCCUUUCUGCGACAACUGCAGAUGCGGACAAACUUGCAGAGGAAAAUAUUGGAGUUUUGGCCAUGCAAUGCUUGCAACAAAUAUAUACUGUACCUAAUCGAAGCCAGGUACACCAAGCUACGGAAGCAACCUUGGCCUUUGUCGCUGAACACGUAUCCCAAUGUGCAUCAGAAGGUAAGUCAGAUGGCAAUCGAUAUUGUGGAUGGGCAACGAGAAUAUUUGAGAUGGUUGCUCAAUGGACCCCGGUUCAAGAUCGAUAUGUCAUAUUGGUUACUGCAGUGGAGGUCUUGGUACAAAGCCCGGUUGUUGAGGAAAACCUUCAGGAGCAACUGACUCUUGCAACCAUGGUGGACUCCCUACUGAAAUCGGAAACCAUCAACCUUAUCGGGUUGAGUGUGAUGGACGUUCUACUUGGCCUAAUAAAGCAUGUGGUGAAGCUCCUUCAAAUGAAUGGCAAUCCCGCAGAAUCUGGUAAAACUGAAAAAGAAGUCUCGCCCGAGCUGGAUAUCUCGAAACCGAGUCCUUUGAGAAAGGCGCUUUUGGAACGGGUUCAAGACUGUGUGAGUCACUUGGCCACACAUGUUUACUAUGGUGAUCAGAUAUCUGACAUGGUCUCUGCGCUUCUUUUGAGGUUAAAACCUUCGCCAUCUUCCAAUGCGACUACGGCUGCCUCGAUUGAAAAUCCCAACCCUGCUACUUUGAACACCGUUAAUGAAUUGCUGGACGAUAACAGAACUGAUGGAUUCUUUUUGUUUGGCACCGCCAAGGUCAAAGCUCUUGAAGCCGUGACAGCAAUUCUUCUUGUUGCAAGCCACCGAAAGAAUGUGGUUGGUGGAGCAAGUCUUGGGCGAAACCCAGUCCCUAUCAAGGUUUGGGAAGGUACCCAGUGGUUGUUGAGAGAUAGUGAUAUUCGGGUGAGGCAGGCCUACAUUGAUGCGUUUUCGACUUGGUUAGAAACAGAAACUAACAAAGGGCAUCUACGUGUGGCGGAUGAUAAGCCCAAACUAUCACCCAAACUUGCACCUCGGAAUGGUCAAAAUAAUUCUUCUACAAAACUUUCCAAGCGCGUGGUUUCCAACGCGUCCCAAACCGAGAAAAAUACCCAGCCAUCAAAGACAACUUUCUUGGAACUUCUACACCUUGCAAUUUACGAAAAUGCCAUACAACUUGUCGACAGCGAGUCGGACUUUGUUCUCUUGCAUUUCCUACUUGCCAAUCUAGUUGCAAAAUUAGGGGUCAAUGCUGUCAAGAGUGGACUACCCAUGAUUUACCGACUACAAGAAGACAUUUUGGAGGCAGAAACGCCGCUGGCAAAAAUUCGGAUGGGAAGUCUUUGUCAUGGAUAUUUCUGGAUAUUAAGUGAACGCUUCGACUUUGAUACAUCCCCCGUGGGCAGGACAAUACACGAAGAGAUACACCGUCGGCGAAGUAAGAUGUUCUGGGUCGAUCGGGUUUGCAUGCCACCAAUUAACAUCAGCAAGAUUGGGACACCUGGGACCAGCACGGCAGAGCAGCUUCUUCCUCUAGAAAAGUUAGAGACCGAGGCUCUUACCCCUUUCGACGAACGAUUCGAAAUGGUAAAACUCAUUUCACUCUCAUAUGCUGCGUCUUUGACGGCCUCUCUACAAAUCAGUCCUCCGUCAUCGCCUGGCCGCUCAUUCAGUGGUCCCGUGCUAAACAACAGACCCUCUUCUGCGGAAGAUUUCCAAUUGCCAGAAAAGACUAAAGGACAGAUGAUGUCGGAUUGGAACAAGGACGAGAUCAUUGCCCUUGCUCAGGAGGGAAGUAAGUCGGCCUCGAUCAGCGGGUCAAAAACCGGUACGACCGCAACCCGGCACCGUAAAUAUCUUGCUGUCAAUGGUGAUAUGAAUACUGGAGGUACCAAUAGUCGUAAUCAAUCACCUACUGGUGGGACUCUGACCCAACAGCAUCGCAAGCCAGAUUCAUCUUAUGGACUUCUUGGAGGUCUUUCUGGACUUCAUAAUCUCAGGAAAGCCAGCGUUAAUUCCGGAUCUCCUGCAAGCGAUUCAAGUCGCAACUCGGUCACAAGAGUAGACCAUCUCAAAAAGAUCCUUGCGGGCCAAGCAGACGCUCCUCCAAGAACUAGGGGAGGUACAUACAGCGAUGCAAGUAGUUCGAGUAUGGUCAGCUAUGAUUUUACUGCAUCUGAUGUAUCAUAUAAUCCUGGAACCGGGGAUCAAAACCAGCCUAUGGAGCGAUCGGUCUCCUUGCGCGAACCCAACAGAAAAUCAAGAUCCAAAUCUCGGGAUCGACUUGCUACUGGUGAUCAUCAACGACCAUCUACUUCCCACUUUGCUGCGGCCAGGACAGAUCCCAAUAUCAGUUUGGAUGGACAAGAUUUUGAAUCUGUACCUCCGAUUCCGCCUCUACCCAACACACAUACUGGGGAUAGCAUAUCAGUUCAUGACCAUGCACUCACACAUUCACCGGCCACAAAGCAGCAAAACAAGGUGGGGACGAGAUCAAGAAAGACGAGUUAUGGGAGUGAGAUUUGGGGGGAGGAACCGCCUACGGUAGAUUUAGAAAGCCUGCUUCGAGCGAUCGAUACGACGGCGGAGCAGAAGGGGAAUAUUUCUGUCAACCCCCCUUACUGAACAUAUGUUAAAUACGAUUGCACAUACGUGAUGAUGGGUGGAAUGGGACAUGUACUUGUAUGUUUUAUAGAUUGGAAGCGGGUGGCGCUUUUCGGGAAGGCAUACUUUGCACCGGGUGGGCGUUGAUGGAGCGUUGUACAGUACAUUUUGGAAAAGAUUACAUUAAUUGAUCGGGUUCUGUCUA